Molecule: messenger RNA, 2788 nt
Organism: Folsomia candida
Lineage: Eukaryota; Metazoa; Arthropoda; Collembola; Entomobryomorpha; Isotomidae
Product: tektin-1
Exons: 8
Coding region: 1307-2638 (443 amino acids)
Biological process (GO): cilium assembly; cilium movement involved in cell motility
Cellular component (GO): microtubule cytoskeleton; nucleus
Source: RefSeq, a predicted model, not a curated record
UUUUACUUACAAUUAUAGCCGUCAUUUAAAAAUUGUCGACCGAGGCGUUCCUAGUUCGCCUCCUUUAAAUUGUUAUAAAAAUAGAGGUAUACCUAUGCAUACAUUUUUGGAGCUCAUGAUUAAUGCAUGUACGUAUGAUUUGGUUGUUUAAACAUAGUAAAAUUUUAAAGCACUAAAAUUAAAGAUUGAAAUAUUUACAUGGGAGCUAAAACAUCAUUCCAACAAUGGUUUCAAAGUCCAGGACCUAAAAAUUCAGUGUUUUGCAUGAAACAUAAUACCAGCAUACAUAUUUAAUAAUUGAUUUCACUGUGCAUCAUGAAUCUGUAUAGCAAUCUGGUGUAAUAUAGAUUCAUGCUGUACAUAGAUAACAAACUGUGUCAACUGACACCGUGAUGUCAAUGCUUACUUAUAAUGGAUGUUGAUAAUUCCCAGAAGUACACAAUGGAUCCGUUUUAACAAAUAUGUAUUUCAAACCCAUCCACAAACGUCUACAGUAUUUAAAACUGUCAAAAAACUUCUGGGUUUAAUUUUAAUGCACCAGGAAAUACAAUUGUUGGUUUCAAUUGUCCAAAUUUAGAAAAAUUAAUUAAAAUUCUGUAUACUUAAUUACGAAGUUGUCUUUAGUCUUUCUUUAGACUACAUAUUCUAAAACUUGAAUUUUAAAGCUUGAAAACCGGAAUUCGUCUCCUCUCAUGAUGAAAGGAAUAUUAGUAAUAGCUUUCUUUGUUGUAAUCGCUAUUGCCAGUGUAAAUUCCAGGAUUUCCGACGAUGUGGGUGGCACCAUGAAUCUUAUGUUCGAUGGAGAAUUAUCGCCUUCAAAAUAUAUGGCAGUAGAAGUCGACCCGUACGACUAUCUCAAUGAUCUGACCCGAGUUAAGAAGAGUUUGGAAAGAAGAAGACUGAGGCCAGGAGGAGUUGUACGACGUAAACGACAACCAUGGACCAACAGCCUCUAAAUAAACAACAAAUUGACAGCAUCACGUACCAUAAUUUAUAGGAACAUUUAUUAGCAAUAUGUUACGAUUUAUUUAUCAUGUAAUACGCCACGAAAUAAAUAGUUUCUUGUUCAUGAAAUUGAUUCAAGAAUCUGUUCAGAAAUGAGAUUCGCGUAAUGAGACUUUCUAAUUCCCUGACAACCCCAAAAUGGCAACAUGCUAAAAUGUACCGAUUUUUGUAACGUCUUUAUAAAAUUAAAAUUAUUUGCCAGUUCCAAUUUUGGUUAAUUUUCCCGUUAUCCUCCCAAACGGUCCAGUCACCAAGUAUAGAUUCACAAUGGCUUCACUCAAGUGUCCAGUUCGGUUCGGAGAUGAAGACUGCGUUGAGACAGGCUGGGUAUCGACGUAAGUCUCACUUCCUGCAUUAUCACUCAACAAGAUUUGCAUAUGUAUAUAAAGUCAGUACUAAUGGAAGUACUUCAUAUAGUCGUCCAAAUGUGAUCCACGGCCCAAAGCGGUACUCUGCUGAGGAAUGGAGCUUGGCUGAAACAAUGACUCACAACGCUGCAGAGUCAGAACAACAAUCCGCCGAAUGGGUGCUGGCCGAGGCGGCUCGUCUCGCGGAAGAAACUCGCGAAAUCACUGAUCGUGCACAAGAGGACAUUGACUGGAAGUUUAGGCAACGCUUCCGGGAAAUGGAGCAUUGGCGAGACGAGAUGAAACUGAAUUUCGGAGAUCUUAACAGCGAAAUUGAUGCCAUGAGCAUUUAUCGGAGACGUUUGGAAAAUGCACUUUCCACUCUUUGUCAAAUCAUACAGACCAAUGAUGAAAUUUUGAAAUUAAGAGACUGCCGGAUUGGAGUGGACCUCGUUAAUGACGAACCUCAGAAACAAAUCCUCCAAGAGAUGAAAAUGGUUGAAGGAAUUCAGUCCGUUCUCAAGAGAAACAUGGAAGUGUGCACGGAACAGUUGCGACUGAUUCGAAAAUGCGCCGUAGUUCUUGGACGACAACUCCGAGACAAGGACACUGCCAUUGACGUGGAUCGGAUCGCAUAUAAUUUUGAUGAACAUCGAGCCAGUGUUCAGCGACAAUGCGAAAAACUUUGCAUUGACGACGUCAGUGGCAAUGUAACCGAACAGGAUUGGAUCGAUGCUACAGAGAAAAGUAAACUUGAUGCUGAGAAAGCAGUCAACGCUUCCAUCCAAUUUCGUACCACGAUUGAUAGCAUCCUGCGACAAAUUUGUGAAGAUUUACGUAGAGAAAUUUGCCUCACCAAUUUCACUUUCGAACGCCGCCUUCGUGAAGUUAUUCAAGCCAAGGAACGAAUGGAAUUUCAGCAUUCAGCCAUUACUGUAAAAGUACGAGAAAUCGAGGGGACAAUUUGUAAGCUGAGCAAAGCAUUUGAGGAGCGACAAAGUGCUGUGGCGUUGGCUGAAACUCGAGCAUGUAUUCGUGGGCAGAGGCCGAACAUGGAGAAAAUUAGAGAUCCCCUUCAACGCCGUCUGUACUUGGCGAUUGAGGACGAGAACGAACAAAUGACGCGGAUCAAUCGUAAAAUCAUGGAAGCCAAUGUCACCAUACGGAACUUACAACGAAAUCAACUGGAUUUGGAGGAGAUGAUCAAUAUCAAACUGAAAACUAUUGCUAUUGAUGAAGUUCAAGUGAUCCCACUUCGUAAAAGUAUUAACAUUCAAGAGUAUUAACGUAUCUUCAUUACCAUUCUUACAAUUUUUCAUCCUCAUUAACCAAUUUGCACUUGUAAACUGUAUAAUGAAAUGGUCUAUAUACACACAUCUCUAAUAUGUAACAAGGCGAAUUUUAAGUUAUACAUAAACUGACGUAUGACCAGCCAA